UAUUUUAACGGUAAACAGCCUGAGGAAACUAUCUUCCCUUGUUAUUCCACCGGAAGAAUUUGAAUGUUGUACAACUUGGCAGCCCUGUCGAUGGAGGAGUACAAGUUGGGACAAUUUUAUAAUAAAUGUCGCGUUUAAAUAACAAUUGCACUUAAAUAAACUAUUCUUCACAUCGGCACAACACGAAAUCCAAUAUAUCAACUGCAACAGCGUAGAAGUUUGAGCCAUGACAGCGUUGUCGGAGGAGGUGCUGCUGGUGGUGAAGAGAGUCCGACAGAGGAAGCAAGACGGGACACUCUACCUGAUGGCAGAGAGGAUAGCCUGGGGACCAGAGGGAAAAGACCGCUUCACCGUCAGCCACCUGUAUGCUGACAUACGCUGUCAGAAGAUCAGCCCAGACGGCAAGGCCAAGAUUCAGCUGCAGUUGGUCCUCCACACGGGGGAGAGCACCAACUUCCACUUCUCCAACGAGAGCACUGCCCUGAAGGACCGCGAUGCAGCCAAGGAUCUCCUCCAGCAGCUGCUGCCCAAGUUCAAGAAGAGGGCCAACAGGGAACUGGAGGAGAAGAACAGAAUGUUACAGGAAGAGCCGGUUCUGUUCCAGCUUUACAAGGAUCUGGUGGUGAGUCAGGUGAUCAGCGCUGAGGAGUUCUGGGCCAAUCGGCUGAGCGUGAACAGCGUGGACCACUCCCUCUCCAACGACAAACAGGAAGUGGGCAUCUCUGCAGCCUUCCUGGCGGACAUACGGCCCCAGACCGACGGCUGUAACGGCCUGAGAUACAAUCUUACCUCUGACAUAAUCGAGUCCGUCUUCAGGACGUACCCUGCAGUGAAACAGAAGUAUGGCGAGAACGUUCCUCAAAACCUGACAGAGAAGGAGUUCUGGACGCGGUUCUUCCAGUCCCACUACUUCCACCGAGACCGCGUCAACACGGGCCUUCAGGACAUCUUCUCAGAGUGUGCCAAGCAGGACGAGAAGGGCUUGAAGUCCAUGGUAGUCCAAGGAGUGAAGAAUCCAAUGCUGGACCUGCUGUCACUGGAGGACAAGCCGUCAGAGGAGGGUUAUGGGACCAACUCCACAGCACCUUCUACGUCCAACACUAACAAGACCGUGAAGGAGAGCAGUAACUCCACCAUCAUCAAGAGGUUCAACCACCACAGUACGAUGGUGCUGGCCGCAGGCUCCGGAAAGAAAGCGGACGUUCCUAACGAUCAGGUCAGUGAGACUAGCAGUACUGAUGGAAACUCAAGGGACUCGGACUUCUUCCAACCUCCAAUUAAGAAGGUGAGAAUCCAAGAGACCACAGAGUAUGAGGACCUUCACAGGGAAAACAGGAAGAAGACAGUCACUCUGAACCUCAAGAAGUCUGACAGGUACUCUCAUGGUCCUGUGCCUCUCCUGCCCCAACAGUACACCACCAGUCAAGACAUCAUCAACUCUGUCAACUGUAUACAGCAUGAAAUAGCCAGCUACAAGCCCUGCCUUACUCAGGUGAUGUCCAGCAGUACAGCCAGUUCUGCCAUCGCUGCCCUCUCCCCAGGGGGUAUUCUCAUGCAGGCAGGAGCACAGCAAGCCAUUAACCAGAUGGUGCCCAACGACGUCCAGGGGGAGCUGAAGCAUCUGUACACGGCUGCUGGGGAGCUGCUGAGACACUUCUGGUCCUGUUUUCCUGUCAACACACCCUUCCUGGAAGAGAAGGUGGUGAAGAUGAGGGCCAACCUGGAGAGAUUCCAGAUGACCAAGCUCCGCCCCUUCAAGGAGAAGAUCCAGCGCCAGUAUUUGAGUCCUAACCUUACGGGACACCUGGAGGACAUGUUUCAGAUGGCCUACAAUAAAUUCCACGCCUGGCAAACACGUCGGAUGAUGAGGAAAACCUGAGAGGAGAGAAACGAAAACAAAUGGAUGAUCUGAGAGGGAGGAAGGAAGGAAGGAAGAGGGGAAUGAAAGAGAGCAAGAUGGAUGUACAGACCUUGGCCUAAUAACCAGGCUGCUGUGACAGAGGACAUAGUCCCAGGGUUGAUCCAGACGGGUGCUGCUGCUAGUCAUCUAUAUCCAGCAGACAGACAGACUAAUUCACUCACUGGAUCUUGAUCGCAAAUGACUGUAAAUUAGUUUUUCUAGUUUUUUUUGUUUUGUUAUUUUCCUCAAUGGAUGGGAUGUCGUUGGCAUGACCCUAAUAAGGGUUGAACGAACAUAGACAAACUUAAAACGGUAUCAAAUGGCAAAAAGGUUCAGAGAAGUCAAAAGGAACUUCGGGAACUGAACAGACCGUGUUUAAUAAGCAAGAGGACUGUGUGGAUGUGAAUCUAAAGACUUAUACUCAUAGUACACCUCGCAGGCCUUUUCAGGGAGCGGAGGACGAGGUCCAGGAAACCUGCCCUGUCAGGACAGGCGAGGGAGUAGCAAUACUGUAAAGACACAUUCUCCACUGUAGUGCAUUAGUAUGGCUACUUCCCAAAGGGCACCAUAUUCCCAAUAUCAGGGGUGUCAAACUCAUUCCAUGGAGGGCCUAGUGCAGCGUUUCCCCAAACUCUGUCCUCGGGACCCCAAGGGGUGCGCAUUUUGGUUUUUGCCCCUAGCACCACAGAGCCGAUUUUCAAUUGAUCAAAACUUGAUGAUUAGUUGAUUAUUUGAAUCGGCUGUGUAGCGCUAGAACCAAAACGUGCACCACUUGGGGUCCCGAG
Messenger RNA from Coregonus clupeaformis (lake whitefish), 2685 nucleotides. RefSeq names its product general transcription factor IIH subunit 1-like. Lineage: Eukaryota; Metazoa; Chordata; Actinopteri; Salmoniformes; Salmonidae. The coding region runs from base 227 to 1879 and encodes 550 amino acids. Gene Ontology annotation, cellular component: transcription factor TFIIH core complex; transcription factor TFIIH holo complex. The record is from RefSeq and is a predicted model, not a curated record. Gene Ontology annotation, biological process: transcription by RNA polymerase II; nucleotide-excision repair; transcription by RNA polymerase I. The transcript is spliced from 15 exons.